AUUUCAGACCAAUGAUGGUUCGUCUCUACGACAAGAUAAAAACGGUUGAAUGUCAGAUAUCAGUGGUUUCUCAUCCAUCCUUCGUCCCGCUCCGCCGGACUGAACGAGGAUGCCCACAGUCCACACUGGAGGGUCCCGUCAAGCCCUUCGAAUUGAUACAUCAUGCCUAACCACUCAGCAACCCUUGUCUUACGAUGAUCCUUCCUCGGACGCCUCUCCUUCGAAUCUCACCACGUCUGGAUCCACCCCAAGCACUGGCACGUCAGACUGGGCAAUAUGUCACGUUGUGUGCAAUUUUGAUUUCGAGUCUCCCGACCCAGACCAAUUGUCCUUCAGCAAAGAUGAGGUCCUAGCCGUCGUCAAGAAAGAGGAUUCGGGUUGGUGGGCGGCUAUGCGAUUAGAAGGGGAUCGUAUUGGUUGGAUACCAAGCUCGUUCGUCGAACCCCUCCCUGAGUGGAAACUCGACGAAAUGGUCCUUGAACACGAACCUGAUAUCCUCCGAGCAUUUGAUGACGAGCGAGAAAUGGAAGUUUACCCACAUACUAUUGAGGGAGACGAGUUAUGGAUACCGUUCGAGGACUUGAAGGUACCACCCAUGCAAAUUAUAGACCCUACUGAUAUCAUCCCACCAAACGAUCCUUCCCAACUACGAGAGCACAGCAUCGAUUCAUUUGUUUUCAUUGAUUGCAUGCCAUUACCGUUGGAUAUCAUUAGCCCUCCUUUCCCCUUGUCGUCAGUGCCUCAUUCGUCCGUCCUUCAGGGACUGGCCCCUCACGUAACGCGGAAGUUGCCUUUCCGGCGCAUUGCGCUGAAGAGCGUUUCACCACACGCACCUCCCCAGUAGCUACUUAGGUACUUCACAAGUUAUCGUUCUUAGGUUUUGUUGAUCACCAUAGUUCUGUUCUUCGUCCAUAAUAAAUCGCUUCAUAGGUUUGUCUUCAAAGCUAGUUCUA
Molecule: messenger RNA, 953 nt
Organism: Pisolithus orientalis
Lineage: Eukaryota; Fungi; Basidiomycota; Agaricomycetes; Boletales; Pisolithaceae
Product: SH3 domain-containing protein
Exons: 2
Coding region: 110-844 (244 amino acids)
Molecular function (GO): protein binding
Source: RefSeq, a predicted model, not a curated record